Oryzias latipes (Japanese medaka) is the source of this 1938-nucleotide messenger RNA. RefSeq names its product KH homology domain-containing protein 4. The record is from RefSeq and is a predicted model, not a curated record. Lineage: Eukaryota; Metazoa; Chordata; Actinopteri; Beloniformes; Adrianichthyidae. Gene Ontology annotation, molecular function: RNA binding. Gene Ontology annotation, cellular component: nucleus.
CCGCCUUAUCAACUUUUACGACAGUCGUGAUAGAGGUGCGGACCGAUGGCUGCUGUCGUUCGAUGUUAACGCACUGUUAGCAUUUUCCAUCGUUCAUUUGGUGAAAUCCUGAUAUGUCUUCAGGAAUGACGGGACAAACACCCUGUUUAACCAGCCGUUGGGAUCGGCCAGCCCAGCCCAAACAAAACAUGGGGUUACAGCAGCAGAAGAGUACUGGCAAUCCAGCACUGCCUGCGUCCUUGUCGGGAGUCAUCAGCACUGCUGGUUCAAACCCCGUCUCCCACCUCCCACACACACAGGAGUCCACACCACAGGGAGGAGUAGUGAUGGCUGCUGCGAUGGCUGCUAAAAUAAACGCCAUGUUGAUGGCAAAGGGAAAACUCUUGACACCUCCACCAUUACUGACAAAGACACCUCCAAGUCUUCCUGUCCCGACCACAACAGAAGAAAUGGUGGUCACAGAGGUUGAUAUAAAUGACGUUCCUUUAAAUUGUAGGGAGCUUCUUACCAAAGGCAAAACACAAGAAGAGAUCCGACUGUUUAGUGGAGCUGUAGUGUCAACCAAAGGUCAUUACAUGACUGAGGCUGAAAGGGGAAACAUGGGCGGACAAAGACCCUUAUAUCUGCAUGUCCUGGGAAAAACUCAAGAGCAGGUCAAUAAGGCUGUAGCUCGCAUAAAAGAGAUCAUCUCUGAGGAUGUGGCAAGAGCCUCUGCAGCAUCAGGAGGGCAAGUUCCUGUAAUCCCACCUCUCACACUCUACCCUCAGCCUCCUCGACCGGUUAUUCCUCCUCCUGUGCCACGCAUGCCCAACACGAACGCAGUUCCAAGCCAGGGACAUCGGCCUGCAGCUCCUCACACGGGGAGUUUUGUGCACACAAAGAUUUUCGUGGGUCUGGACCAAACAUUGGCUUCAUUCAACAUAAAGGAGAAGGUUGAGGGUCCAGCUGGCUCAUACCUGAGUCACAUCCAGACAGAGACGGGCGCUCGAGUCUUCCUCAGGGGAAAAGGGUCCGGUUACAUAGAACAAGCUUCAAAACGCGAGUCUUUUGAGCCUCUCUAUGUCUAUAUCAGCCAUCCAAAUGCAGCUGGAUUGGAAUCUGCAAAGAAACUCACAGAAAGUUUACUAGAAACCGUGAGAGCUGAACAUGCCAGAGUGAUGUCAGCGUACGCCACCGCAAGCACGCCUCAGACAUACGCAGCACAUGGAUUUCCUCCCAAUAGCAAUUACCCUAACCAGUCCUCCUGGUAUAACUACCCGGCAAAUGGUUAUGCUGGCGGCUACGCAGCGUAUCCAGGAGCCAGUGGUUACUGGAGUAAUGCAAAUGGUCCCCCCAGUCAAUCUAACUUGUCGACAACCCCUCCAUCUUCUCAGGCAAUGGUUCAGUAUCCAGUGUGCCCUCGGAAACCACACCCCUUUCUUGUCCAGGCUCCGGGUAGCAGUGAGACUGUGGAACCUGAAGGAUCUCUAACCACCCCCCCUGACUCAGGAAGUACCAAACAACAUUCCCAGGAGGGGGCUAAGGAUGAACAGCCCAGCAGCUGCUCCCCAGAGGGUCCUGCUCACCUGGAGUCCACCCUUCCUGUACCAAGUGCAGAGGAGAAAGUUAAAGAUGAUAGGAUUUUGAUGCCCCCACCACCUCCCUCCUUUCUGGCUCCUGUUGGCGGUCCACGGAAGAGGCCUAGAGAUGCUGCACAGGAGGACGCGGCCAGUUUGCCCACCAGCUCCGCAUCACUGGGUGCUCAAGAAGAGGUGUGCGUGAAGAAGAGUAAGUUGAAGGAAGAUUCUUCGGGGCUUGUACCCUAUGGAGGAGAUUCUUCUGACGAUGAGGAGGAAAGGACACGCUGCAACUCUACCAGGAAAGACUUCCCCUGUGGACCUGUUCUCAGUAGUGAGUGGGCUGAGGAUUAAAAACUUCAUGCAGUUGUUUUUUGCUCAG